AUGCCUCUCACUGCGCUCACGGACUCAGAGGUGCGCGAACUCCUCUUGUCUCUGACGAAGGAUGAUGCAGCAGAAUUGCAGCGAAAUCUUGCUGAAGCCUUGCACUCGUAUUCCACUGGCGACACCAACUCGCCUUGCGCUGCGUCUUUCCAGCCGGCCCGAACAGUUAUCGAGAAAAAUGGCGUCACCACGCUUUUCAUGCCUGCUUCGACUGGAACGUCGGUGGGGAUGAAGAUCGUAUCAUUAGAGCAGCCGGAAAUGAUCCCAAGUCAAAAGUCAUCGAUGUCAUCGGGCACUACAGAGAGCAACUCGGGCGCUUCAGUCAAAUCCUCAAGCCUGGAUUUUGGCUCCCUGACUUUAACCCCUGCCUCUACAAUGUCUGCAGAAAGCAGAGACUCCAUCGGUGGCACUUCGCUUCAACCUCCGCCGUCAACUGCUAGUACUCGGAGCACUGCACCGAAAGGAUCAGUCACAAUACUUGAUUCCACGGGCAACCCAGUGGGUAUUGUCAAUGCCGAAGAGCUUACAGCUUUCAGGACUGCGUUAGCGUCGACCGUGAUGUUUCAAAAGCGACAGAACGUGCAUACGGUGACUGUCUUCGGUGCAGGCAAGCAAGCUUACUGGCAUAUCAGGCUCGCGCUACUUUUCAAAGGCGACCAGAUUCGCCACGUCAAUAUCAUCAAUCGAACCUUCGCGAGAGCCAUCAAAUUAAUGAAUGCAUUUCAGAUUACAGACGAGUCUAAAGCUCAAUGGCGGAAGGACAUCAAAUUCUCAGCCAUGAGCCCCGACUUUGGAGAGUACGGUCGACUACUUAAGGAGGAAGUUCGAAAAGCAGACGUGAUCUUUUGCUGUACGCCAUCGGUGGAACCAUUGUUUCCUGCGGAGUUCUUGAUCUCUCGCGAGGGACAGAGGAAGGGCAGAUAUAUCUCUGCGAUUGGAUCGUACGCCCCGCAUAUGUGUGAGAUUCAUCCCGAUAUCUUCAAGAGGGCCGUCGAACCACAUCACCACAACCAUCAUCACAAACAUGCCCAGCAGGGCGGUGCCAUCGUUGUGGAUAGUUUGGAGUCGUGUCUAAAAGAGGCGGGCGAAAUCAUCCAGGCAAAAUUGAAGCCGGAGCACCUCGUCGAGAUCGGAGAGCUGAUGAUGAUCAAAAAGGCAACAACCCGGGAAAUCGAACUGGGAGGACCGGGUGAGCAAGGCCUAUUGGAUUGGUUAACUAAAGGCAAUGUCAUGUAUAAGAGCGUUGGGAUGGGAUUGAUGGAUCUCGUGGUGGCCGGCGAUUUGAUCAGACUUGCGAUGGAACGAGGAGUCGGUGUGACAAUUCAAGAAUUUUGA
Rhinocladiella mackenziei CBS 650.93 is the source of this 1335-nucleotide messenger RNA. RefSeq lists its product as uncharacterized. The transcript has a single exon. Bases 1 to 1335 code for a protein of 444 amino acids. The record is from RefSeq and is a predicted model, not a curated record. Gene Ontology annotation, cellular component: cytoplasm. Lineage: Eukaryota; Fungi; Ascomycota; Eurotiomycetes; Chaetothyriales; Herpotrichiellaceae.